Molecule: messenger RNA, 2587 nt
Organism: Dendroctonus ponderosae (mountain pine beetle)
Lineage: Eukaryota; Metazoa; Arthropoda; Insecta; Coleoptera; Curculionidae
Product: acyl-coenzyme A thioesterase 9, mitochondrial
Exons: 5
Coding region: 931-2337 (468 amino acids)
Biological process (GO): acyl-CoA metabolic process
Cellular component (GO): mitochondrion
Molecular function (GO): fatty acyl-CoA hydrolase activity
Source: RefSeq, a predicted model, not a curated record
UUCCUUUGGAAACUUGAUACGGAAAAACUAAAGUGCCGCUAAAGUUCUAAGCAGGAUUCGGUGGACUUUUGGCUCACGAAACUCAACACAGGCGAGUUGCAGAGAGCCGAAGUGCUACUAAUUCGGAAUUUUGGAAAGUUUUUACCCUCUAGAAUCUGAAGUAUUCUCAAGAGCUUGUUGUGGCAUGUGUCAGUUUUGAGGCAAUCGUCAGCUGUUGAGCAAUUAUGGAGGGGCAAAACAUAACCUUUGAGUUAUUUGAACAGGACAGGCUCGAGCCAUUUUAAUGUGUUGAAAAUUUCUUUAGAUCAGACGACAAUUAUUUUGCGGGCUGAUUGAUUCUUGAAUAGACGCGCAAAAUGAGUGGUCUAUUUUCUUUUAAUAAUGCAUGCGCGACAGAGAUACAUAUUCCGUUUGAUUUUGUUCAAAUAAAGUGAACAUCGGGAAUACUUGAUUGUCGCCUGUCUAACGUCUGAUUAAUCACGUCAACACCUAACCGCGCUUUGCCAUUUAAAACGCCAGUUUCAGGACAAAUUGCAGUUUAAUGCAAAACGGUUUAUAGUUGCAAGGUAAUUAUCGUUUAAUAGCGAUAAAUUAUAGCAAAAACGCGGAUUAAUUUGCGCUCAUUGGCAGGUUAUUGCCCCUUACAAGUUUUGACGGAUCUGUCAAUGUUUCGGCACAAAAGUUUCGCAUGUAAAAUUUCAGAUUUGUUCAUCUUACUUAAUUGUUAUGCAAUAUUGGGCUCUGAAUAGCUACCUAACAAUCUUAACUAUUUGGACUUUGUCUGAUCAAUUUAUAACACCUGGCCUACCUAUGGGAAGCUAAAGUCAGUGACAGAACAUGAUGUGACCUGCUUCUGGGAUCGAUAGUUGCCUCAAAUAAGAAAAACUGUGUUGAAAUAGUCGCGCCUGUUUUAUCCAGUAGAGGUAGAUAAUGUUGGUGCCAAUUGCCAUGAGUAGACGGGUUCUGGGUACCCUACUAAUACGUAAUUACCAGGUGAUGACUCCGAAUGGGCCAGCAAAAGCCAUGAGCCUCUUGCACAGUGGCUUACCCCUUACCGGGUACCAGUUCACUCCAAAUAUGAAGGAACAAAUCAGGAAUGGAUCCACUCAACAGCCCGAUAUUAAGGUCACAUUAAACGAAUUGAAACUGGCCUUUGCUAAGGAAAUGGGCGUCGACCAUCCAUUUAAGCCGUUUGCUAAUGACCGCGAGCAUCUUACCAAGUAUCUUCCAAAAUCGCAGGAAGAAAUGCCUAAAAGGUCUAUGCAGGACAGCUAUAUUGCGGCAAGCAUCCCUCUAUCGCAAGACACUGCUCUGCAGGAAAAAUACGUUACCUUUCUCGGGUCAGUCAGGCUGGGAAGGCUGGUGGAAGAUAUGGAUAUUUUUGCUGUAAUUGUAGCACGCAAACACAUCCUCAAUCCCCAAUUACCUGACGGAGUCCAUUUUCCUCAGACCUUAGUCACAGUUCUAGUGGACCGAAUUGACUUCACAGAAUACUUGCCCAAACCAAACAAGGAUAUAAAAAUAUCUGGCCAUGUGAGUUGGGCGGGGAAAUCCACCCUGGAAGUGGUAGUUUGGCUCGAACAGUUUGAAGAUGGAAACUGGCAGCGCAUCACUAGAGCGCUAUUUUUACUAGCUGCUCGAGAUCCGACCAACGCUUACGCCACCAUGGUGAAUCCCAUAGAUCCGGCUAAUGAAAGAGAAAAAACCAUUUUGGCUGGUGGCGAGGAUAGAAAGAAACGACGACUGGAGAUUGGGUUUGCCCAUGUAUCUAAGCAAGUACCAAGUGCACAGGAACAAAAACUGCUACACAGCAUGUACAUAAAAACAACCGACCCCAGUGAUAUCAGCAUGUCGAAAAGAGUUUUACCUGCGAAUAGCGCUUGGAUGAGCAGUAGUAAAGUGUCGAACGUGAUAUUGGCUCAACCUGAAGACCGCAACUUACACAACACAGUAUUCGGCGGCUUCAUAAUGAGACACGCGACGGAACUGAGUUGGAUCGCCAGCUACAUGUAUUGCAAGUACAGACCCAGAACGAGAAGUAUGAGUGAUAUUUCGUUUAAACAGCCAAUCGCUGUGAAUUCCCUCAUUCAAAUGCACGCAACUGUUGUUUACACACAAAUGAACUUUAUACAAACAACAGUGUUUGCUCAAGUUUACAAUCCUUUGUCCGGAUCCACUUCAACAACCAACGCUUUCCAUUUUACCUUGGAGGCUCCGGAUAUUGUGCCAGAAGUGAUUCCACAGACGUAUUACGAAGCAAUGUUGUAUAUUGAUGGACGGCGACACUUCCAAAAAGAUUUGAAAGAUACCCAAGGUGCUUUCGAUAGCAAACUGUGAUAGGUAAUACUAGUUUAAUGCGAUUAAUGGUGGUUCUAAUUUUUAGGAGUCUCAUAGUGGCAAGCUGCAAAUAAUGUGUCUAAUUUAUUUAAGCUGUGGUGUUAUCAAUUCUAUCUAGCCCUGGUCGCUUUUCUGCACUAGUCGGCUUCAAACCGUUUUUAUAAACAAUUAAUUAUAGAAAUAGCAAUUUUUCCUACUUACAUACGCAACGUGUUAAGUAAAUACAUGGUUAUGGUACUUGUUUCAUAUA